Molecule: messenger RNA, 691 nt
Organism: Saccostrea echinata
Lineage: Eukaryota; Metazoa; Mollusca; Bivalvia; Ostreida; Ostreidae
Exons: 5
Coding region: 9-590 (193 amino acids)
Source: RefSeq, a predicted model, not a curated record
AAUAAGAAAUGGCGGAGACCAGAAACAGUAACGCAACCAUGGAUACUGCCUUGGAGUCUUUAGUGGCUGGUGUCCUUAGCACUUCACUUCGAACGACACAGGAAGAUGAAAUACCACUCCAUCGCACAAAGAAGAAUGUUAAUGUUAGUAUUCCACCGGAACACCUCUUUUGUGAGCUAACGUCACUCAUUCCCGUGCAUUUGGAUAGUGAAGAUGAGGAUUCCUCGUACUCUACUGACCAAGUCGUCAGCUCUUUCCCCAUUUCACCAGGAGAGAAAGAUAGUUUGUUGUCGGAUUCAAAAGACAUGGUCCAUCAGGAGAAAACUUCGAAGCUGGGUCGAUUGAUGAGGAAUAUUUUCUCGAAAAAGAAAAACACGGGAACAGAGAAAAAAAUUGACUGGAGUAUUAACGAAAAAGAGUUGGCAGUAAGAGUUUUCCCCUCUCAAGAGCUUCUUGUUUUCGAUGACUUUACAUGCAAAGAUGAGAAUUCCGCCGAGAAGGAGCCGCUUUUUCACUGCAAAGAUCACCAGAAAAAGCCUCGAGCGAAGCGACCCACUCGUAUACUCCUAUCUUGCUUCAGGAAACAGUGAAUUAUGAAUUUGAUUACGAAAAGAUUUAUAAAUUAAACAUAAGAGUUCUGGCAAUUUUAAAAAUAAACAGUAAAUUAAAUUGUCUCUGGAAAAAGUUUCAA